AUGAGCCUUAAGUCUGAACGCAGAGGGAUUCAUGUGGACCAGUCUGAGCUCCUAUGCAAGAAAGGAUGUGGUUAUUAUGGCAACUCAGCUUGGCAGGGCUUCUGCUCCAAGUGCUGGAGGGAAGAAUAUCAGAAGGCCCGGCAGCGGCAGAUUCAGGAGGACUGGGAGCUGGCCGAAAGGCUCCAAAGGGAAGAAGAAGAAGCCUUUGCUAGCAGUCAGAGCAGCCAAGGGGCCCAAUCCCUCACUUUUUCCAAAUUUGAGGGAAAGAAAACCAAUGAGAAGAGUCGCAAGGUGACAACAGUGAAGAAAUUCUUUAGUGCUUCUUCCCGAGGUGGCCCCAAGAAGGUGGCUCAAGAGAAAACUCUUAAGCAAGGACAGCUUGGGAGGGAGCGAAACACUGAUAACCUGCUCAGGGAUUUGAAGGAGAUUUUUGCUCCUGCCUGGGAGCUGGCUUCGCCUUCUGAAGAGAUUCAAGAGGCAAAAGCCGCAAGCCCUUCCAUUAACCGACAGGCCAGCCUGGAGACGGACAGGGUGUCCAAGGAGUUCAUAGAAUUUCUCAAGACCUUCCACAAAACAGGCCAAGAGAUCUAUAAGCAGACUAAGAUCUUUUUGGAAGCUAUGCAUCACAAAAGGGAAUUGAGUAUUGAGGAGCAGUCGGAGUGCACUCAAGAUUUUUACCAGAAUGUGGCCGAGAGACUCCAGACCCGGGGGAAAGUGCCCCCAGAGAAGAUGGAGAAAGCAAUGGACCAGAUUGAGAAAUAUAUCAUGACACGCCUGUAUAAGUAUGUGUUUUGUCCAGAAACUACUGACGAUGAGAAGAAGGAUCUUGCUGUUCAAAAGCGGAUCAGAGCCUUGCACUGGGUCACUCCACAGAUGCUUUGUGUUCCUGUUAAUGAAGAAAUCCCAGAAGUCUCAGAUAUGGUGGUGAAAGCAAUUACAGACAUUAUCGAGAUGGACUCUAAGCGUGUUCCUCGGGACAAGCUGGCCUGCAUCACCAAAUGUAGCAAACACAUCUUCAAUGCUAUCAAGAUCACCAAGAAUGAGCCAGCAUCUGCCGACGACUUCUUGCCCACCCUCAUCUACAUCGUUCUGAAGGGCAACCCCCCACGCCUUCAGUCGAAUAUCCAGUAUAUCACCCGAUUCUGUAACCCAAGCCGCCUGAUGACUGGAGAGGAUGGCUACUACUUUACCAACUUGUGCUGUGCAGUGGCUUUCAUUGAGAAACUGGAUGCCCAGUCUUUGAAUUUAAGUCAAGAAGAUUUCGAUCGCUACAUGUCUGGCCAGAGCUCUCCCAAGAAGCCCGAGUCCGAGCCCUGGGCUCCAGAUGCCUGCCUCGGGGUGCAGCAGAUGUACAAAAACUUGGAUCUUCUCUCUCAACUGAACGAGCGGCAGGAAAGGCUCAUGAGCCAAGCCAAGAAGCUUGAAAAAGACCUCAUCGACUGGACAGAUGGAAUUGCUAAGGAAGUUCAAGAUAUCGUGGAGAAGUAUCCCCUGGAAAUCAAGCCCCCCAGCCAGCCCUUAGCAGCGAUUGACUCUGAAAAUGUCGAAAAUGACAAACUCCCCCCACCCUUGCAACCCCAGGUCUAUGCGGGAUGAUAAGCCCCGACGGGGAAGGAUUGGCUGGGACCUAGGCCCGAGUUAGGCUGUAUUACUCACUUCCUGCUGAUCGGAAGCCAGCGUAGAAAGACCUACUUAGAAGGAAGGGUGAAAGAAGUACGUUUCUCAAGGUACAGUUGGGGGAGGGUUAAUGUGUAAUAAAUACUAUUUAUUUUAGUUAUUGAAGUAGGUUCCUAGGAGGCUUUGGUGUGUUUUUUUUAACUGAACCUGCCUUUUCUACACAAAGCCACUGUCAUUUUUAAGAAACACUAGCGUCAUUAACAGGUUUUCCUCAUGCUUCCUCCCGGGCAUGCACUGUGGUUUGGUUUGGGUUCAAUCAUUACUUUCCAUGUAAGAAGACUAGUGAAGGUCAUGUGUGUUCAAGAGGGAACUUAAUGGUACUGCUGUCCCCAGGUUUGCGAUGACUCUGUAAUUACAAAGAUGGAAACUAUUGAGGAGUCAAUAUGUAGAAUUGUAAAUAUGUAAAGAAAAUCGGUAUUCUGCUGCGCAUGGCAACGUGUGAGUUUUUGUUUUUGGUGAAAAAUGAUCUUUGACUGUCUGCCUUUUGAAUGGUUUUUGGUGAGCCCUUUAAAACGAAGCUGGCAGAACGGAGAGGUUUGGCCGUCCAAGGUGGGUCCGUUUGGGUCCUGCACUGACCUUGCUCUUCUGCAAACCCAGACUAGACCGUAUCGAGGCAGCGAUUUCCUUCAUGUCCUGCCUGUCACUGUUUAGUACGCAGCCGCUGAACACCGACCCGCUCUGCGGCCCCUGAACCACUUAGGUGAGCCCGUCUUGGAAUGCGUUUCCCUUGCUCAGGGCAGCUGAGAAGUGGAGGCAACUGGCCCAGGGCUUGGGUUGCUGUGAAUAAAGAACAGGGAAUGAUGUGCAGAUGGGGAUGGUCAGGGGAAAGUAGUGCUGUCAGGGGGAUGUUUGGCCCCGGGGCCAAAGCGGUGGUGGGCUCUGCCUGCCUGCAGGGAACACAUUCCAUUGUCAGAACUGUUUGGCCAUGCCCGGCAUUUGGGCCUGAGCAGGAUAGAGCAGGCCUGCACGCCCUGCUCUGUGAAAGAGAAAGCAAAGCCCUCACCCUCCGUGCCGCCAACUGGCACUCAUCACAGAUGGUACAUUCUGGGCACCGUGUGUCUUCACCUGACAGUUUGCUGUUUUCUGAAACUCUGUGAGGCCCCCCACAGGAUGGAGGCAAGUAUUCCAGGGGAAUGUUUUCUAACUUUUAAGGGUAAAUCUCACCCGAACUUACCUGUGUACUUAUCCGUCUCCCAUGCUUCCCCCAUUUCCCCAUCAGUUAACGGUGACUCCCUUGUUCUCCCACAAACCCUCUCAGUGGUAGAGUUUGCUCAGCAGUGAUUUCAGACCCCAAUCGGGGUGCAGCUGUUCCUCCCACCCCACAAACACACUUUAUUUACUCGUAUGACCUGCCAGGCUGUGCACAGCUUGUCCCAACAAGGACUGCUCCCCGUGAGUGCUGGGAAGAAGCAGGUGACUCAGGGGCCGGUCAGCAAGGCCACCUGAGGGGGCUCGUUCCUGCCACUGCUCUUAGGUAAUCCAUGACCCCGAUCACUCUUCUUUUCCUUUGGGCUGUUCAUUUCCUCUGCAGUCUCUAAGGUGCUAAUCCAGGUACACGCAACAGUGUCUCACUUGCCCAUAAAUGUACACAUUUCUUCUGGCUGUAUACUGCUUCUGUGGAAUAAAGAUCUGUCCAUCACCCUCUC
Gracilinanus agilis (Agile Gracile Mouse Opossum) is the source of this 3323-nucleotide messenger RNA. It is a transcript of the gene RABGEF1, whose product is annotated as RAB guanine nucleotide exchange factor 1. Bases 1 to 1596 code for a protein of 531 amino acids. The record is from RefSeq and is a predicted model, not a curated record. Gene Ontology annotation, molecular function: guanyl-nucleotide exchange factor activity; zinc ion binding; DNA binding. Gene Ontology annotation, biological process: vesicle-mediated transport. Lineage: Eukaryota; Metazoa; Chordata; Mammalia; Didelphimorphia; Didelphidae. The transcript is spliced from 9 exons. Gene Ontology annotation, cellular component: endocytic vesicle; cytosol.